Ilex paraguariensis (yerba mate) is the source of this 228-nucleotide messenger RNA. Lineage: Eukaryota; Viridiplantae; Streptophyta; Magnoliopsida; Aquifoliales; Aquifoliaceae. The record is from the annotation of a GenBank genome assembly.
AAAUUGGAUGAGGAAGAAGAUGAUAACAAGCAACCACUAGAAGAAGAGAAAGAGAAACAGAAAUUGGAGGAGGAAGAUGAUAACAAACAAUCACAAGAACGAACAACCAAUUAUGAAGAUUUGGAUGAUGAAUUGACCGAUGAGGAGUUUCAGACGUACAUCAAAAAGGUGAACGAGAGCGAGGUGUACACAACAUUCUCUUUUGUUAAUGCGUUAAUUGUUUCUUAA